Biomphalaria glabrata is the source of this 3909-nucleotide messenger RNA. RefSeq names its product zinc finger protein 521-like. Gene Ontology annotation, biological process: regulation of transcription by RNA polymerase II. Bases 139 to 2778 code for a protein of 879 amino acids. Gene Ontology annotation, cellular component: nucleus. The transcript is spliced from 3 exons. The record is from RefSeq and is a predicted model, not a curated record. NCBI's taxonomy places the organism in Eukaryota, Metazoa, Mollusca, Gastropoda, Planorbidae. Gene Ontology annotation, molecular function: sequence-specific DNA binding; DNA-binding transcription factor activity, RNA polymerase II-specific.
GAUAAUUCUUAAAUUAAUUUUAAUGAAUGUCCUGAUGAUACUUGAUCGCUAACUUAUCAAGAACAUUAACUUGACAAUUUUAUAGAUAUUCUAUUUGAAAUCUCUUUCAAGCAAUCUGAUGAAGUUUUAGACAAGACUAUGUUUUCAUCUUCGGAUGAGUUCAAAUGUGGACUUUGUCAAUUAGCUUAUAAAAACUUCUUUAAUUUUUUGGAACAUAAAAUUCAAUAUUGUGACUCUGAAAGUUGGAUCCAGUGCUCAUUUUGCUGUGAUGUUAAACAAUUUUAUAACAAGUCCACACUUUGUAAUCACUUAUAUGAAAAGCACUUAAUGAAAUUGAAUCAGCCCUUUGAAACAGACAGAGCUGGGAUGAAAAGCUGUGAUGCUGUUACAAAGGUAGUGCCUCCGGUUAAUAAAGAAGCACCAGACUUGACAUCAGCACAAAUGGAUGUUGGCAAUCCAGAUAAGUUGUUCAUUGAAAGGAACCCCUUAUCCAAAGUAGCAACUUGCAGCUAUUUAAGUAAUAAUGAUAUGUACAUUUUCAAGAACAGUAAUGAGCCAGUGCAGAGCUCUUCUGACAGCCAGCUGACCUCUCAUCUCCCUAGAAUAUCUGAUAAUAAAACAAGUUUAAAUCAUUUUAAUGACACAAAUAAUGAUUCGGUAACUGACAUAAAAAAUGUUUCUCCUGAGCUCAGUCAAAAAGUUGAUAAUCACUCUUAUAAACCUGAGGCUAAUCAUUUGUCAGAUAAUGUGUCAGUUGAUAGUAUUUAUGAAUCAUCUAAUACUGGUAACCUUGCUUUAGGAAAUUCAGCAGAGGAAAAACUUACCCAAACAACAGCCACUUUCAUUCACCCAGUAAGGUCUUCAUUUGGCUCCUUUGUGACAGGGGAUACUUCAUCUCCAUCACCAGCAGAAAAGCUUAUUCAAAGCAGUUUCACUUUAAGUGACAAAUUAGUUUUUCAAGAAAAUGGAAAUGGUACUGGAAUUCUGCUGCCGCUUCCAUUGGACUUAAGCUCUACCCACAGUCUUUGCCAGGCUUUGAACCUAAGCUUGAGAUCUGCUUCAGACCAGCUGGGGGACGUAAGCAAACCAUCUCAUGCACAGGGCCUUGUUAUCACCAACAGCAAAUCAAUAAGUCAGUCUUCUUUAGAAGAAAACUGUCAGAAUGAAAGAAAGGUGAAAGAAGAUGCUGAUAUUAACACUCUCUCUACACUGGCUGAUAAAAUAUGUGAUCAAACGCUUCAAGAUACCUCGCCAACAGUCAGCUCAAAACCCUUUGACUCUAGCAUGGCACAGAAUCUUGUUGUGAAUUCUUCGGCUUCAGAAGAGGACACAGAAUCUCUUUCUCAUGAUUUCUAUUUUCUGCUUGGAAACAUGGACAUCAAAGGUAGCUCACUGACUUAUCAGAGGACUGAGUUUCGAUGUCUUCAUUGCAGUUUCUCCACUGCUUGGCGCCCAUCUCUAGUAAAACACAUGAAGCAGGCUCACAAAGACAAUAUAGAAAUACAUUCCAUUUUGGAUAUACGAAACCUUGAUCCGCUUAAAAAUACUUCAGCCACAGAAGGGGAUAAGAAAUGGAAAGUCAUCAAAAUGUCGCAGUAUUUGUUGGGCAAUCAAAAAUUAAAACCCCAGAAGCACAGAGUGAGAAAGAUGGAGCGCCAGGAUGUCCCAGGUAAAUAUCACUGUCCACUUUGCCAUAAAGUGUUUGGCAGGCUGCGCUACAUGCGGCGGCAUCAGUCCACACACCGAACUGAGCGCACUCAUCUUUGUGAUAACUGUGGGAAGUCUUUCAAAACCAAAGCCAUCCUUGUUGCCCAUCGGCGCAGCCACAAAUCUAGGAGUUACCACUGCCCCCAAUGCCCCUUUACCUCAAGUAGCAGCCCAGCUAUUCACAUUCACCGUCAGCUACAUCCCAAUGGCUCUGUCAUUUGUGAAGUUUGCGGCAAUGCGUAUAUCGACAAGUCAACAUUGAACAAGCAUAUGAAGGUUCAUGAUGUCAGCCGCCCUUUCCCCUGCACACACCCAGGGUGUACGUGGCGGUUUAAAACUGAAGUCAUGAAAAAGGCUCAUGUUCGAAGUCAUACUACAGUAGGGAAAUUUUCUUGCUCCUACUGUGGGUAUAUAUUUAGACAGAAGCACCACCUUCAAAGACACAUAGCCAAGCUGCAUCAUGAGCAGCAGGCCAAAAAUACAGCUACGACUUCUCAAGAGUUAAUGUCCUCUCAUGUCCUUACCUUGACCCAGUCAAUACCAGCAUCCUCAUUUAUAACUCAGAAUCUUCCAGUAGGUCAAAAUUUACUUCUAGAAUCAGCAGGUCACCAUGACAUUAUGAAAAACCCAGUAGGAAUCCAGGGCCCCCUUACUCCCCCAUGUGGUCUUAUUGCCCAUAGUGAAAUGUUCUCUCCAUCAGCUAACAUUAUUUGCCCUAUAAGCGACGCAUCUUUCAGCUCUGGGUAUGCUGACUCUGAGCACGCCAUGAUUGAGGUGCUUGUUGAAGACAAACAUGGCAGAGGGUCAGAACUGGGUUUGGAAGAGGAAAAGGUGAUGAAGCAAGGUAUCACUUCUAAUAGCCUGACCAAUUUAGAAUACAUCACCGAAACAGGGGAGAUAGUCCAUCUCUUAUCUGCUGGCCAAACCUAUGUGGCCAGGGAUCAAUAUGGCAAUCUGGUGCACUACAAGCUUUCAGAGAGCCAUGGAGACUCAGAACAAAUAUAUCUAAUUAAUGUCAAUAACACGACAGUAAUGGCGGACACUUCUGAGCUGCCAACUACAGAUGGCUGAUGCUAGAAACAACUAUAUAUCUCAUUCAAAUUGAUCACUGUGAUUUACUUAUAAAUAAAAAUCCUAACCCACCUUUAAAACAACUCAUAGCUACAUUAUUAAAGUAAAAUAUAAGGUUUGGGUGCCUCCUGAAAAAACAUGUAGAUACAGUCCAGACUUGUCUAUAUUAACAGUGAAAGUGCAUGAAUUGUGUGACAUGGUUUUAAAACAUCUUAAUGACUUGAGUAACAUGCCAUUCAUGUGAUUCAAUCAAAAUGAACUUAAGAAAACACCAAGCUUGUUGUAUUUUAAGACUGCCAGUGUUGAAACAAUGGACAUGAGAAGGGUCUUUUUGUUGUUGCAGGACCAUGACUUUUUCUCUAUCCAAGUUGUCAAGUACUACAGUAAAUUGAUAUCUACAAAUUUGAUAACUUAGUUGUAAUGUAGUCUAUUUUAUCGCCCCUUACAUUACAUACUGAGGAGAGUAUGAGCACAUUCACUUAAAACAAAAUACUAUUGUGCCAUUAUCCAUUUCCCAUGUACACAGACCAUUACAAAAAUAUCAUUUCAGCUCUAUAUAAUAUGUAGGGCAUGAUGGCUGAGUUGUAGAGCAUGUGGCUUCCAAACCGUGGCUCCAAAGUUCAAAUCCUGGUAAAGACUACAAUUUGAAUUCUGCAAUUUUUAACUCCUCUUAACUCUAUUGGGUACCUGAUGUAACUUGGUAAAGGCAGCCAUAAUAUUCAAGUUAACCAUCAGCCAUAGAAACAGAUCAGCUUUACAUUAUCUCUCCCAUGGAUUGCAAGAUCUGAAAGCUGAAUUUCUCCAGCCAUUUCAAAAUCAACUUUUACUCACUAAACUCCUUGUCAUUUAAUAAAUGCUCAUAUGUACUUCAUUGAAUAAUAUCUAGAAGGUCAAUGACUUAAGAACCUUACCUAGUCUAGCAGUCUGAUUGGUUUCAGCUGAAUCAGUUUUACCUGUUUGGAAUGAUUUGCCUGUUUGUAACAAAAGUUUGAUGAGUAGACAAAUUAUUUAUUAAAUAAUGGUUCAAAAGUAGAUGUAUUUUGUUUAUUAUUCAUCAUUUUUUAUUGAUCACAUGAAAUUAAUGUAGAAUAGUAAUGAAAAAUAAACUAUUAAGUUAAUGAUAUAAAGAAA